Messenger RNA from Danio aesculapii, 923 nucleotides. Its product is annotated as molybdenum cofactor biosynthesis protein 1-like. Gene Ontology annotation, molecular function: 4 iron, 4 sulfur cluster binding; cyclic pyranopterin monophosphate synthase activity; metal ion binding. The coding region runs from base 108 to 923 and encodes 271 amino acids. The record is from RefSeq and is a predicted model, not a curated record. Gene Ontology annotation, biological process: Mo-molybdopterin cofactor biosynthetic process. NCBI's taxonomy places the organism in Eukaryota, Metazoa, Chordata, Actinopteri, Cypriniformes, Danionidae. The transcript is spliced from 7 exons.
AGCCCAUCAUCGUGGAUGUUCCAGGCGAACUGUUCGUUAAGUUUAACAGUCACUAUGCGGCAGAUAUUGUAUCGCUUUCAACACAUACUGAGACAUUUGCUUUUGUGAUGGCAUUAAACUACAACACAUUCAGUCGUCUUAUCAUUGGAGCGCACACCGCUGCAGAGGCCUGCGUAAAGUUCUGCAGGCCAGUUCAGCAGGCAUGUGGGAGAUACCAAAUGUGUCGAUGGUACUCCGGUGUCACUCAUGAAGAAAACAGACUGGAGGAGGUCAGACAGCCUGUGGUCCCAGGUGGUCAUAGACGAGUUCUAAAGGAUGUUCUUCCUUUCUCAAAGUUUCUCACAGACUCUUUUGGACGGAGACACAAUUACCUGAGAAUUUCUUUAACUGAAAAGUGUAAUCUUCGUUGUCAAUACUGCAUGCCACAAGAUGGGGUUAAACUUACCCCUCGAUCUCAGAUCCUAACAACAGAUGAGUUGCUGACAUUAGCCAGACUUUUUGUACAAGAGGGGGUCAACAAGAUACGGAUCACCGGAGGAGAACCUCUAAUUCGCCCAGACAUUCUACAUAUAAUAGCGGAACUUAGGAAGUUGGAGGGUCUGAAGACCAUUGCAGUCACCACAAAUGGGAUGAAUUUGGCCAAAAUUUUGCCUGAUCUAAAGAAAGCGGGUGUGGAUCUGCUAAACAUCAGCCUAGACACGCUGGUCCCUGCCAAAUUUGAGUUCAUCACUAGACGAAAAGGGUUUCAUAAAGUGAUGGAAGGCAUUGAAAGGGCUAUUGAAAUGGGCUACAAUCCAGUCAAGGUGAACUGUGUUGUCAUGAGAGGUGUGAAUGAAGACGAAUUGGUUGACUUUGUGUCACUGACAGAGAGGAAACCUUUGGACGUGAGGUUCAUAGAGUACAUGCCUUUUAAUGUUUCCUAA